Brassica rapa (field mustard) is the source of this 1970-nucleotide messenger RNA. RefSeq names its product putative nuclear RNA export factor SDE5. The record is from RefSeq and is a predicted model, not a curated record. Lineage: Eukaryota; Viridiplantae; Streptophyta; Magnoliopsida; Brassicales; Brassicaceae.
AUCAGUGUAUCGAUUUAAUAUACAUCUGCUCUAUUAACUAAGGUCAUUAAAAUGUGUUGAGUCUCAAAAAAGUCUUAAUAUUUGAUUUUUACCUUAUUGGGAAACAUUAAAACAUCUAAUGGAGAGUUAAAUGUAAGUGAAGUUUCGGGGAAAACGCUUUUGACAAAACACUCCUAGUCCUGCACCGAUUUACAUUUGUCUACUUAUAACAUCGCUGGCAAAAUUUAUCUCUCUAGUCUUCUUCUCCGGUCCACUUCACGAAGUCUCGGUCUUAACCAAUUAUCAGUUUGUCGAUUGAAUAGCCCUCUAGGCUCUACUCCCUUACGUCUCCGGUGGCUCAAAACCUUCCUCCGACCUACAUCGCUACCCUGUGUUUCCGGUGGAGGAGGAGACAUGUCAAUGAUUGCAAGCUCUUCCCACAGUGAUCCAGAUUCGAGAAGCCUGCAAGUCCUUCUCGAUGCUUUUGGCUCUCGUUUCUCUCUCGACGACAUUGCUGCUGCCUACUGCCAAGCUAGCCAGAACGUCCAUGAAGCUGGUGAGAUUCUCUUCGCCAUGACCACCAAAGAGACGCCUCAAAGUGACCAAGUGAAAACGAAUGGAGCAACCUCAAAGCCAACUCAUGUCUACGUUCCCAAGAAAGUUCAGCCACGAGAGAAUGAUAGCAACGCCGCCAAAGUAUGGAGGCCGAAGAAAAGUUCUGUAUCAGUUGGUACUGUUUCAAGUGUUAUUGGAAAGGAGUAUGCUAGAAGAAGCAUGCCUGAAUCAAAUGCUCGCCAAGAAGCAGUUAAACCGAUGAAGAUAGACGCAAGGGAUAUUCCUGAAACUGAGAUAUGGAGUGAAGAAGAAUUGCCAAGAAGCAGUGAGGGAAACGUAAGCAGGGCACCUACUGAUGUUGAGGAGUUUAUUGCUAAGAUGCUCGGAGAAGGCUUUCAAGCUAGCCCUGAGGUUAUUCAGCAGAUUCUUGGCGUAUGCGGAUAUGAUGUGAUGAAGAGUACGGAGAAACUGCUUGACUUGUCUGAUACCAAGAAGCAUGCUGAUGUUGGAAUCUCUAAUGAAACUUCACAAGUUGAUCCUCAGAGCAGUGGUGAAGCAAGAACCGUAACAGGUUCACAGGACGGAGGCAAGAACAAUAGUGGUCUUGAAAAGGAAGUGUUAGAAGCUUUGUUCUCUGGUGCAGAAAGAUAUGAGGAAGUACCAAAAGUAACUCGACGAUUUGGAGAAAGGAGAGCAAGAGUUGCCGGCCGUCUUGUUUUUGAACCUCUGGAAGACACUUUUCAAGAGAGUGUUGUUACUGUGAUACAAUCAACAAAUACAUCUAAAGAAGAUGAAGAUGAUGAAAAUGAAUACACGGCACAUCGUAAAGCAGUGCACGAGAAUUUGCAGGAGAUGAAAGAAUACUACGGAGCUGCUGUAGAAGCAUUCUCCAAAGGAGAAACCGAGCGAGCGCACAGACUCGUGGAGAAGGGACACUUUUUCGGACAAAAAGCUAGGGAUGCAGAUGACAAAUCCGUAGCAAAGAUGCUUGAACUCAAGGAAGACGAUGGCUCGGCUUACAAGGAAGACGAGGUCGUGACAGUAAAUGUGAAUGAACAUGAACCAAGGGAAGCUCUUCGUCUUCUCAAGCUCCAACUUAGGAACUUCUCUGGCAUUCCAUCUAUUAAGUACCUCAGGGUCAAAUUGGGUGACAACAAGGAAGACUCCAAAUGCAAACGACGGCGUACGGCAAUUGCCAAGUUGCUGUCGGGAGAAUCCAUUGCUUGGUCUGAAGAAGAUAAUGGCCUCCUGAUGAUGAUUCGCGUUGAUGAGGUUAUCCCCGAGAAGUUGAGUUUUGCCAAGAAAUAAGAACACCCAUUUGUUCUUAAUCCUUUUGCUUCAUUCCAUUACAAAUUUUGAGUGUACUGUUUCAAACACUCCAUUCAUUAAUGUAACCAAACCAUUUUGGGAAGAAAUAUAAUAUUAUGGUUUCAGAA